AUCUCCAUGGAAGAUUCAUUUCGGAAUUCUGACAUGGAUACCAGUGAAGAGUUUCCAAAAAAAGUCUUCAAAGCUAGAAAAACAAUGCGCGCAAGUGACCGACAACAGCUAGAGGCUAUCUAUAAAAGCAGAGAGGAACUUUUAAAAGCAAAUGAAGAGACCAAAACUAAACUGUGUAAUGGUAGACAUGAAAAUGGAGAUUCUGACAACAAAUCCUCACUAAAUACUAAUUGCAUGGAUGAUACUGACAUUGAUAGUAUUAAUGAUGUGAGGCUGGGCCCAGAGGAACUGCAGAGCCACCCCAUUGAUGAACUCAAUAUUGCCCAAACACAUGAACUAAACUGUGCUGAAAAAUGUUUUAAUGAAGAUGGGGGUUCAAGCUCACAAGAAAAAAUGGACUCAACACCCCUAUUUGCUAAGGAUGAACAGAUUUCUACUGGGAGUACAGAAACCCAUAUUUUGGAUGUUCAGAGCAAAAGAGAUGACAUUGUGGAAUCAGAGUCUGUUGAGUUGAAGCAGGAUUCUUUAAUUGCGGAUAAAUCGGGUUCUGAUUCCCACUGUCCUUCAGAGAAGGAAAAGCCAGCUUCUGUUAGCGACAGCAGGUGUCAGAAAAUGCCAGAUGAAACUAGCCUUAAGUUACAGCUGUCGUCUUCCUCAGUGAGAGAAAAAGAAGACCAUGAAAGUUCAUUGGACAUUAGUGAAGAAGCAAUAACAAGUAGCAUAGAAUCUGUACAAGAGAAAAAUAAUUGUGAAAGCUCUAAGAUCGAGUGUGUAGAGACUGAAAAUGAGAUUGCAACGAAAGACAAACUAAGUGAGAACAAAUUGGCUGAGAACAACCAACUGGAAAUUGAAGAAAUAAUCCCUAUUUUGGAGAAACUGGCCCCGGAGAAGGACUCUGAAUUAUCCAGUAAUCAAGGAAUUAUUCCUGCAGUGGAUUCCCCGUCACCAAAGGACAGCUCAUUGAAAGACUUGCAGGAAGAGCAGAUGGACACAUCUCCAUGCAGUUCCCCAACAAAAGAGGAGUGCAAUGGCAACUUGCCAGAGGAAGCAUUUCUUGUCUUAUCAGAUGAGGAUGAGCCAAUAGUUGAGAAUAAAACAGAAAGUGAAGAGCUGGUACCAAAAAAUAAUGAUCCAGAUACAGAUCACAUAAAGAAAACGGCUAAUACAAGACAGAAGCAAGAACCAAAUGAAGUUGUUCCACGAAAAAGAUCCAAAUCUGAAGAUAUGGAAAGCAGUAUAUCCAAGCGGUGUCGGUUUUCUGGAGAUGAAUAUGAGGCUGCCUUAAAAGUGAAGAUCACUGCAAGAGGGGAGAUCCGGAAUACGCUUGAGAAAAUUGUUCAGCAGAUCAUUGAAGAACGCAUUAGUGCCAUGCAGAGUGGUGUUUUUGACAAGAAGCUGGCAGAGCUGAGGAACAGAGUAGAAAAAAUUGAAUGUAAUACAAGGCAUGAAUCUUUAAUCAGUGGCUUACAGGCAAAACUCAUGCAGAUAGAGAAAAGGCUAGGAUCAGCAAAUCAAGCUCGCAAUGAUUCUGCCUCAAAGAAAGCACAAGAGACUCCAACCAUCUCCACACCUCAGCAACCAUCUGGACCGCAGUCUGCACAACCUGUGUCACCCAGCAAAUCCAACAACCCUUCUCUUGGUGCUUCUGGUAGUGUGCCACCUCGCAGUGGAACAGUAAGGCAGAUGCUGGACUUGCGAAGAAAUAUGGCAGAUAGUGUAGCAUCAGGACAACAAUCUGCAAACUCAAGUAGUACAGGUAUUACUAACUUCACACCACCUCAGGUAGUUGGCGGACAGACUAAACCUCAGAGUGCAGGGACAUCUGGUGCUGUGGUCACUCCUGUGCUGCCAGCAACUGCAGCAGUAGUGGGAAACAAUCAGUCACUGCCAACCUCUGGCAGUAACCAGCCUAUGCCAGUAUCUCUUCAAUCAGUGCCAGUAUUGCUUACAGUUCCGGUGGCAAUGUCUUCCCAGCCUCAAAUUCUUCAGGCUUCAGCAAGUAGUUUGAUGACGAACCAGCAACCUGGAAUUGAGUUCUUGCCUGUUCAGUCCCAACCCAUGCUUAACAACCUCUCCAAACCACUCGCAUCGCAGGCAUCGGCAAAUGUAGCAAAAGCAACUGGUGCUGGUCCUUCGUUGCCAAGCCCUGGAGUCCAAAGGAAGUCCCCUGGAAGUAUGGGCUCAGUACAGAUAAGUAAUGCUGCUUCCAGUCAGACGACUACUGUGACUAGUACUCAGUCUACUCUUUCACCUCAGAUUUCCCGGACAGCACAACCAUCUUUGGGUACCCCAGGACAUUUUAGCCCUCCUCAUACUAGGCCAUCAAUACAGCCAAGGCCUUCGCAGACUUACAGCCAGGGCCAAGUCUCUGGAUCAUCAAAUCAGUCAUUAACCGUCACUUCAGACUGCACCAGUGCAGGAACGUCCAGAUCAGAGAGCAGCCUCAGCCAGGCCACCACCCAGAGACAUCCCAUCGCAGCUCCAGCAGAGUCACCAGCUGCUAAGAAAGCACCGCCUAAUAGCAACCAGAGUGCAAAGACAGGAGGAAGUGACAUGGGAGCUGUCAUUGACCUGACGGGUGAUGAUGAAGAUGAUGUGUCUGCACAAGAUGCCAGGAAACAUAAUCAGGCUGCUAACCAAGGAACAACAGGAACAACUCCACUUCAGACAUCUCCACCCACUGUCCAGCCACAGAUCAGACCUCCUGCAACUUCCCAGGGAGUUCCACCACAGCAGACUUCAGUGCAGUCCCAUUUGCCAACACCACAGAGCAGCCUAGGCACCACUGGGUUGACAGUACAGACCACCAGUGUGCAAAGUGUGUCUGCAGGGCAAACAAGUGCUAAUGUACUUCAGCACCAACGUCCUCAGAUGCCUCCACCGACAUCACAGGCCCCUGCGAGACCACCACUUCCAACUCUCCAAAGAGGAAGCUCGAACCCCACAGUUUUCACAUCUCCUCCUCCAUACCAAAGUCACAAUCCAGUGCGGGCUGUCACAACGCAGAGCCAGGCAAUGCGACAGCCCAGUCCUCAGCCACCUGUUAGUGGUAUGUCAGUCAGGCUGCCUCAAACAUCUUACAUUGUGAACAAUGUAAUCUCUAUUCCUGUGAUGCCAAAUAUGCCUCAGUUCACAGUCCAUCACCGGCCUUCACAGGAUCCACCUCGACCUAUCCAUCCAGCACCACUCCCCGAGGCCCAAGUGCCACAGCGGUUACCUCCAGAAGCUGCUAAUACCUCACCGCCCCAGAAACCCCACCUAAAGCUAGCCCGUGUCCAGAGUCAAAAUGGAAUCGUCCUGUCCUGGAGUGUCCUUGAAGUGGACCGAUCUUGUGCACUUGUGGACAGUUACCAUCUCUAUGCCUACCAUGAAGAUCCUGCUACUACAACUCCUUCCCAGUGGAAGAAGAUUGGAGAAGUAAAGGCACUGCCACUUCCCAUGGCCUGCACCCUUACUCAGUUUGUAUCUGGAAGCAAGUACUACUUUGCAGUCCGAGCAAAAGACAUUUAUGGACGAUAUGGGGCUUUCUGUGAUCCACAGUCGACUGAUGUGAUGUCGACUCAGAGUAAUUAAUUCAACAAGAAAAAACAAAGACAAAGAACCACAAGGCCCAAAAUGAUAUUUUUUCAUUUCUUUUCUUACAUCAUGCAUGACUUGUUGUAGUUUUUCUAUAGAUGUCUGAUCCUCUUGGUAUCUGUGUACACUACACUGCUAUACACAAGGGAGUCAUAGUAUAAAUUAGGCAACGCUGAUUUGCAGCAUAGCAAGAACAGGACAUCGCACCAAGGGUGCUGUAUUACUGCUGCCAGAAAGAAGUUGCUUCUUUUGUCACCAUAGACCCAAUUUGACUGGGACACAACGUGAUAGAGUGACUGAUGAAGCAGCAGCAACAAGUGACAUUUUCUUUAUUCUCUGGUCAGCCAUUGGUUUGGGUUUUAAAGAAAAACAUUCCCAAAUGUGACGUGUGAUGCAGACCAUUAACAUGAUCAUUCAUACAUGUAUUAUCUUAUUGUUUUUUUUAAUUAUUUUCACUGCGACUUUAGCUAUCAUUUCAGACAGCAGUGAAAAUUGAUCAGCAGUGACCAUAGGAAAGUGAGUUUUAUUGCAUUGCCUGAAAUACUAAAAUAAAUGCGACUUGCAAUGGACUGCAUACUUGAUUAUUAAGAGGUGUUAUAAUCAACCAUGAGCCUCACUGAAGAAAUCAGACACGCCUCGUUCAUCAUUCGUAUCCAGUAAGAUCAUUGAAACUGCAAGUUUUUAAAAUGAGAUGGCUUUUCUGUGUUGUGGGGGUGGGAGAUGAAUAAAAGCAAAUUGUAUGAUUUUUUUUUUUCUUUGCCAAAAGCCUUUGUUAAAUGUGUUAUCAGAGUAAUCUGUGCACUCCAGAGACAGAUAAAAUUCUCAAAAUAUAUUUUUAAUCAGUGUGAAAGAAGUACUUGGUGGUGUAGUCACUGGACAGUGAGUCUGACACUUUGAGAGAGCCCUUUCAUCAGUACCACUUUUCUGGUCUAAUGAAUAUUUUUUAAAUAUAUAUAUAUAUAUAAAUAUAUAUGUGUGUGUCUUUGUAAAUUUCAGACCUGCUCUCCCUUUAAAGCCACUAUGUUGUACAUAUUCUUGCUUGCCAGCAACAAAUUUUCAUGCCUAACUUGAUGUAAUCAGAAAGCACAAGUUAAAUCUCCAGUCACAUAGUCCGCACGUCAAGGUGAGUCGGUGUUUUGGGAGCAUGCAGCUGAACCUGUUUCUCCUCUGAGGCAUUGCACCAGGUCAGCCAGCAUGAAGAGAAAAUGAUGCUUCAACAAUCUGCAAAUUGUUCGCACGCUAUCUUCUCCCCACUUGGUUACUUCCUUCAGCCAUUUUGGACAAGCAACAUUGGGCAUAUCAUAGACCUGUUUUUGGGCUUGCACAGUGACAGCCAGCACUAUUAAUGUAACUUCACUGUUGAAAACCAUUCUAAGCAUCCCAGCUGGCUAUCUGGCAUUACACAGACCAUGGUAAAGUGACAAAGCAAGCCCAACUUGCUUUGUGUAAAUUAUACGUACUGUGUUGUAUGGUGACAAUUUUGGCAUACUGUCUGCUCCUGUUGCCUUGGGCACUGAGGGAUCGUGACUCAUCAAGUAAAUCAUUCUCAGUACAGUAUCUAACGAAGUCUCUGCAUUUUUUUCAUAGAACUGUUGUAAAUCAAAUCAUUUAUGAAUAAAAUGAAAUAUUUCUUAACUCAGUGAUUUCAAUUAAGAUGCAACUGAUAAUGUGAGCAACAUUGUGUCCUCUUCAGGAAGAAUUCCCUGAGCACACUCCCCACGUAACUUAAAAAUUACAUACAUUCUAAUCGAUGAUGUUUUUAAGCUGUUUUGACUAACCUGAACCCAGAGAUCUGUUCUUUGAGAAAUCCCUAGAAAAAAAUUCAAAAUGGCAAACUUUCCAUCAACUAUUUUGACACUAUCCAUAAUACAGGAACAAACCUAAUUCUGUGCACAAAUCUUAAUUUCUGUUGAAGGCUGUACUGGUAACAUUUUGGCCAAAUAUUAGUGCAGUGUAACAAGACAUUGCUCCAGGCUGCUGCUUUAUCCCGCUGUCAUUUACAGCCAGAAUAUUUUCAUCAGUAUUUGUAUGCCCUUUGGCUGAAUUCAAAACAGGUAGUUUUAGAAUAUUCACCAUCGUUGGAGAUAACAGUGCAAGUUUUACUUUGCAGUAUGGUGAUCAAAGAAGGGGAAAUGAGUAGAGCCUUGUGGUACAUUAGGGGAAAGAGGGAAGUCUUCUUAGCAGCUGGCAAAAAGAUUGCACCAGCUGGGGUACAAAGUGACUGCCUGAAAGAGCACUGCCUGUCACCAGGUGCAUGGAUGCCGUGUUGCAUGGUAUCUGUCGGGAUACAGCACUCUGGACCUUGGGGAAAUAAAUGAUGCUACUCAUUGUAGACCAAAUGUAUAUUGCACUGCAUGUUAUGGGAAAGGGAUUCAAGUACCUGCCAACUCGUGCAAUAGUGGGAACUGAUGCUCCUUUCUCUCUUUAUUAGAAGAAGCAAAUUUUAACUCACUGCAAUUUCCAUUUAUUCAAUUGUGAAGGCUUCUAGCCACAGGGUACAAAGAUAAAUUCUGAUAAACCUAUUUGUAAUAAAUACUAAGCAAUCUCUCUCCCAGGGAGGGAUUAAACACUGAAAUGCUGGAACAUGUUGAAUGUAAUUAAGUAUUGCCUUUUUUAAUUGCUUUUUUUAUUUGUUAAAAGUAGUAUACUGUCAAUUGCAAGUUAAAUGUGCUGAUGUUGUAUUUCAGAAAUGUGACGUCAUCCUGUGUUGCCCUGCAAACUACUUUUAAGUGAUAUUUUGUCACUAAACCUGAAGUUUAUAGUUUGAAAAUAAAGAACCUAUCAAUUUUA
Molecule: messenger RNA, 6366 nt
Organism: Rhincodon typus (whale shark)
Lineage: Eukaryota; Metazoa; Chordata; Chondrichthyes; Orectolobiformes; Rhincodontidae
Product: activating transcription factor 7-interacting protein 1-like
Exons: 15
Coding region: 7-3573 (1188 amino acids)
Biological process (GO): regulation of DNA-templated transcription
Cellular component (GO): transcription regulator complex; nucleus
Molecular function (GO): protein binding; transcription coregulator activity
Source: RefSeq, a predicted model, not a curated record